This is a messenger RNA of Porites lobata, 966 nucleotides long. The record is from the annotation of a GenBank genome assembly. Lineage: Eukaryota; Metazoa; Cnidaria; Anthozoa; Scleractinia; Poritidae.
AUGUCUGCAGUACUUAAUCAGCUGGAGGAGUUGCUAUCAGACAUGAAGUCGGACGUCAAUCGUCUUCCUUCGACACUAGUCCGAAUGCCUCCCGUCACUGCUCGGCUUAACAUGUCGGAGAGAGGAAUCCUCAGCCGUCUAACGAAACGUGGUGAGGGACCACCACCCAAUGUUACCAUACCUGGAAACACCAUCCAGCCCCCUUCCGUUCCAGGAAUGGGUUCAGUUACUAUCCAGCCAAAGGUCCAGCCCUUAGUGUUGGGCGGUGGCACUAUCAUGCCCCCUGUACAAAUCAGAGCAGGACCCCUGCACUACACUACAAGCUCUGUGUACCGCGCUCCACCCGUGACAGGCAGCAAUGCAACCAUCACAGUCCAGCCUCCUCCACCAACUACUCUAUUGCUUUCGGCCUCCACUGCUACAUCAAGUCAGGCCAAGCCCGGGCUCGUGCAGAAUAUACCUAAACCAGGCUCUCCGAUGAUCAGUCAUCACGUAAACUCACCCACCCCUACACAGUAUGUCACUACUCUUCUUACCAAGCCCGCUGUGACUGCGGCAUCCGCUGUACCACAAACAGCGUCGGCUCCUACCAGCUCUGGAGCCGUUCUUACUCCGGUCAUCAAUAGCGUUUACAGUUUGAGCACUGGCCAAACCGGAACCGAGUCUCCCCGCAGCGGUACACCCCCCGUUAUCCAAGGCGGAAUUGGUAAAAUGCUGAGCAAGUCUGCCACAGCUCUGGUGGAAAAUCAGAUCACUUCCAUAAUACGUAGCAAGGCUUCAGCAAUGGGUCUUAUAAGGCCAGAUACCUCAUCUGGCCCCAGUUCUCCCUCGGAAACGCAAGCAGCUUCGCCAGGACAAGGUCAAAGUACGCCCCAGGCCCCUCAGGAGGAACCCAGCCAGUCGCAUACUGUGAAAACUGGGGAUACCACUAAGGACAAAGAUCCUGAUGUGAUUUGUUUGGACUAA